Messenger RNA from Racocetra persica, 498 nucleotides. NCBI's taxonomy places the organism in Eukaryota, Fungi, Glomeromycota, Glomeromycetes, Diversisporales, Gigasporaceae. The record is from the annotation of a GenBank genome assembly.
AUGUUAGAUCAGACGAAACUUUUAAAUUCACUAGUCGUGAAUUAUACUCUAAAUGAUAAUACUGUCGAUUCUUUUGUACCUUUUAUUCUUGAAACUAUAACACACUAUCAGUUACUGGUCACAGAGAAGGUUAAUAAUGCAAAGCAAGAAAUCAGCUUGGCAGAACAAGGUCCAAUUCAUAAAUGGUGUACACGUAUUAAUUCCUUGCUGCAGUCCAAAGUUAAUGGUGCGAAAUGGGCUGGGGUUUCUUUUGUGAAAAUUUCUAUCCAACAAUCUGAGACACUGUUUACUCAGAACUUACAAUCAUGGUCCUCUGCUUUAUUAACUUUGCUAACGCGACCGGAAUCAACUCUUAUUUUGUCCGAUGUCAUUUUGACACUUUCUAAUAUGUUUGGAAAAACAAUUAACAAACCUGAGUUACAAAGGGAGGUAACUUCACACCAACUUCCUCGUUUUAAUACGACACUCUUAAAUCUAUCUGAAAAUAAAGAACUUUUG